Messenger RNA from Aspergillus fijiensis CBS 313.89, 3205 nucleotides. Its product is annotated as Rad4 family protein. Gene Ontology annotation, cellular component: cytoplasm; nucleus; nucleotide-excision repair factor 2 complex. The record is from RefSeq and is a predicted model, not a curated record. The transcript has 4 exons. Gene Ontology annotation, biological process: nucleotide-excision repair; mismatch repair. Gene Ontology annotation, molecular function: damaged DNA binding; single-stranded DNA binding. NCBI's taxonomy places the organism in Eukaryota, Fungi, Ascomycota, Eurotiomycetes, Eurotiales, Aspergillaceae. Bases 108 to 2999 code for a protein of 963 amino acids.
AACAUAACUCGACACAACCACCAUCCAUUCAACUCCAAUCCAACUCAUACACUACACCCUUCUCUCCUCCGACCCAUCCCCCCAAGUAAUCCCGAUCAAUUGCGUGCAUGCCCCCCUUCGUCUCGCGCAAGCGUGUCUCCGACGAGGAUCCGCCCGCGCCCAAACGUCAUAAUGCGACGCCCGCCGUCGCCGCCGCCGCCGCCGCACUCGACGACGACGCCGACUCCUCCUCUAGCGACUCGUCAUUAAGCGACGUCCCUGACGAAUUACAAGACACCCCAAACCCAGGUAUCACCAAUGAAGAUUCAGACGAGGACAGCGAGUCCGAGGAGGAGGUCGACUGGGAGGAUGCAUUCGAGUCCGGCACCGCCAGCGCCAGCGCCAGCGCCGGGGCCGCCACGCCACUGACACCCUCGAUCCUCGCUCCUCACCACCACCACCACCACCACCAACACCAGGACCUCGAAUUGACCCUCGACAAGAACGAAGUCCACCUGGCCGACAUCGUCGAGGGCAAGAAGGCCCCCCCCAAGAUCGAGCGCCAGAUCCGCAUCACCACCCACUGCCUGCACGUGCGCUUCCUGCUCUACCACAACGCUCUGCGCAACGCCUGGGCCAACGACCCGAAACUCCACGAGAUCGUCCGGCGGAAACUCCCGCCUGCCCUGCACAAGGAAGUCAAGAAAUGGCGUGUCUCGUCGGGGCUGGAGCUGCCAGAGCAGAAGCCGCCUGAAAAGAGACCAACCCGCAAGGGCAAGGGCAAGGGCAAGCAAAAACAGAGUCGUCCGUCUGAGCGGGACUGGACCGAGGGCUCCGAGCGGUUGGAGGCAGGACAGCCCGACAUGAGUCGCGGGGACCCGAUCAUCCCACUGCUCAAGGUGCUGGCCGCCUACUGGAAGAAGCAGUUCACGAUCACGGCGCCGGGCCUCCGCAAGCAGGGGUACCGACCGAUGGCGCAGCUGGAAGCGCAGAUCGCCUCCCUCCGGAAAGACGAGCACGAUCCCGCCGUCCACGGGGAGCGGAUCGCGGACCUCGACGAGUUUCGCCAGGCGGCCGAGCGUAUGCAGGGCUCGCGCGAUCUGGGCGCGCAGCUCUUCACGGCGCUGCUCCGCGCCCUCGGCAUCGAAGCCCGACUGGUGGCCAGCUUGCAACCGCUGGGGUUUGGUUGGACCAAAGCCGAGACCUACACCCCCAAGCAGCAACCGACCAAGCCCGCCGACACCGAGCCGACGACCGACGCCGACGCCGAGACCAAACCGCCAUCGCGCAGCAGCAACAGCAACCGCAACAGCAAAAACCCCAAGGGAUACGACAAAGACCUCCCAUUCCCGAUCUACUGGACCGAAGCGGCCUCGCCGAUCACGCACGAGAUCAUCCCGGUCGACGCGCUCGUCCUCCCCAACGCCGUGGCCACCACCCCAGAGCUACAAGCGGCCUUCGAACCGCGGGGCGCCAAAGCCGAGAAGGCCAAGCAAGUGAUCAGCUACGUGAUCGCGUAUUCCUCCGACAAGACGGCCAAAGACGUGACGACGCGGUACCUCCGACGACGGACCUGGCCCGGCAAAACCAAAGGCUUCCGCAUCCCCGUUGAGAAGAUCACCAUUCAGCCGCAAAACAAAAACAAACGCAGCCGCACCGCAACCCCAACCGUAAUCACCUACGACUGGUCGCGCGUCGUCCUGCGCGUCUACGAGCGCUCCCCGAAGCACGAGACAGCCCUCGACACCCUAGAAAACAGCACCACGCUCCUCCCCAACCAACCCGAACGCAAAAACCCCACCACUAGUGACAAACCCGCCGACACCCUCCAAAGCCUCCGCACCUCCCCCGAAUUCGUGUUAGAGCGCUUCCUCCGCCGCGAAGAAGCCCUCCAACCGGGCGCCCAACACAUCCGCACCUUCACGUCGGGCAAAGGCCCCAAAGCCAAAACGGAACUCGUCUACCGCCGCGCCGACGUCGUGAAAUGCCAAUCCGCGGAGAGCUGGCACAAGGAAGGCCGGCAGAUCCUACCGGGCCAAACCCCCCUGAAACACGUGCCCAUCCGCGCCGUCACCCUGCUCCGCAAGCGCGAGGUGGACGAGUACGAGCGCGAGACCGGCCAGAAGCCCAAGCAGGGCCUGUACGCCAAGUACCAGACGGAGUAUAUCAUCCCACCGCCCAUCGUCGACGGCGUCAUCCCCAAGAACGACUACGGGAAUAUCGACUGCUUCGUCCCGAGCAUGGUGCCCCGGGGCGCGUGUCACGUCCCCUGGCCGGGGACGGUGCGCAUCUGCAAGAAGUUGGGCAUCGAUUAUGCGGAGGCCGUUACGGGGUUCGAGUUCGGGUCCAAAAUGGCGGUCCCCGUGAUUCAGGGGGUGGUGGUCGCGGUGGAGAAUGAGGAGCUCGUUAAGGAUGCGUGGCGCGUGGAGGAGGCGGAGAAACGGAAGAAGGAGGCCCGCAAGGCGGAGGCGAGGAUCUUGCAGACCUGGCGCAAGUUUUUGUUUGGGUUGCGGAUUGCCCAGCGCGUGCGGGAGGAGUAUGGGGGUGGGGAUGAGGGCGAGGAGGGCGAUCUGGAGAGGGAGGAGAGGAAUCCGUUCACGAGGCAGGUGGUGGGGGCUGCUGCGGGGGGGGCGGAUGAGGGGGGCUUCCUUCUCCCUGGCGAGGGCGAAGGCGACUCGUCAGACCGAGGCGGAGGCUUCCUCCUUCCCGACCAAGAAGGCGAAGCCAACGACGAAGACGACGACGACAACGACAACGAAAAGCUGAUCAUCGUCCAUCAACGUCGCAAACGGGCUACCCCGCCUCUAGCUGUUGCUGCUGAUACUGAUGAUGAUGACGCCAUCUCGCUCAGCUCUUCCAGCUCCGACGAGGAACUGUCCCCUCCUCCGGACGAGAUUCCCGACUCGGAAGACGACGAUGACGAAUUUGUUGCCGAGUAUAAACCGCCGCCGACACGCAGACGCACGCGUGGUGGGGGUAGAGGCAGGGGUAGAGGCAGAGGUAGAGCGAGAGGGAAAUGAUGGCCUGCCUGCUUGCUUGCUUACAGCCAAGGCUCUUUCGGUGUAUUUUUUGAUCAGUGGCGUUGGUGGAUUGGAACCCUAAUCGGAUCAUGUAGAAUAGACAGGUGGUGUAUGGUGUACACUGGCGGGAAGUGAAAUACGAAACAUGUAUUAUAUUAUGAUGUAUGGGUCUGGUUUCUACUAUUUAUGUCAUGGGUAUAACUAUC